Molecule: messenger RNA, 468 nt
Organism: Acanthocheilonema viteae
Lineage: Eukaryota; Metazoa; Nematoda; Chromadorea; Rhabditida; Onchocercidae
Source: the annotation of a GenBank genome assembly
AUGACCGUGGCUAAUAACAACGGAAUGGACAAAAGACGGUUUAAAUGUGACGUGUGUGGUAAAGGAUUUGGACGUAAAUGCCACCUGGAAGAUCAUAAAAGGAUACAUACCGAUGAGAAAUCAUACAAAUGCGGGUUUUGUGGUAAGCAAUUCGCACGACGAAGCACUCUGAUUGUCCACAAUCGGACACAUACCGGUAAAACAUUGUACAAAUGCGAGAUUUGUGGUAUGCAAUUCGCAUAUCGAAGCAAUCUGAUUGCCCACAAUCGGACACAUACCGGUGAAAAACCGUACAAAUGCGAGAUUUGUGGUAUGCAAUUCGCACAAGGAAACAGUCUGAUUGCCCACAGACGGACACAUACCGGUGAAAAACCGUACAAAUGCGAGAUUUGUGGUAUGCAAUUCGCAUGUCGAAGCAAUCUGAUUGACCACAAAUGGACACAUACGGGUGAAAAACCGUACAAAUGC